Erythranthe guttata (spotted monkey flower) is the source of this 1676-nucleotide messenger RNA. NCBI's taxonomy places the organism in Eukaryota, Viridiplantae, Streptophyta, Magnoliopsida, Lamiales, Phrymaceae. The record is from RefSeq and is a predicted model, not a curated record.
UUUCAAUUUCGAAAAAAUAGGACUAAAAAGGAGAGGAUGAGAGUACAGGUGUAAAUGAGCCGAUGAAAGAAUGGCUUUCGCUGCUAAUUUGAGCCGACCACUUCUUCUCAGCGCCGCCAACCAAAUACACACCGCCGCCUUUCCCUUCCUCCUCCGCCGCUCUCCGCUCAUCCGCCACACCCGCCUCUACUCCUCAUCUCGUAAUGUGGUCGAAAUCCUCGAAGAGAGAGGCCUUCUCGAGUCCCUCACCGGCGACGCCCUCCGCCGCCAAAACCACCCUCCCCUCCGAGUCUACUGCGGAUUCGACCCCACCGCCGAGAGCCUCCACCUCGGCAACCUCUUAGCCCUAAUCGUCCUCUCCUGGUUCCUCCGCUGCGGCCACAACGCCGUCGCCCUAAUCGGCGGCGCCACCGCUCGCGUCGGAGAUCCCUCCGGCAAGAGCCUCGAGCGCCCCGAACUCGACCCGAUCUCACUCGAGAAGAACAUCUCCGCAAUUUCCGCCACCGUCACCGCCAUUUUAGGUCGCAACAACACCUCAAUUUCACCAUCGUCCACAUCUCCGAUCGCAAUUCUGAACAAUUACGACUGGUGGAAAGACGUGAAGCUGCUCGAUUUCCUGAGCGAGGUCGGCCGAUUCGCCAGAGUCGGCACGAUGAUGUCGAAAGACAGCGUACGGAAGCGGCUCGAAUCGGAUUCAGGCAUGAGCUACACCGAGUUCACAUACCAAUUACUCCAAGGCCACGAUUUCCUCCGCCUUUUCCGCGAUCAAGGCGUCAACGUUCAGAUCGGCGGCAGCGACCAAUGGGGGAACAUCACCGCCGGCACAGAUCUCAUCCGCAAAAUCCUCCAAACCGAAGGAGCGUACGGACUCACAUUCCCCCUCCUCCUCAAAAGCGACGGCAUCAAAUUCGGAAAAUCCGAAGACGGUGCAAUUUGGCUCUCCCCUUCGUUACUUUCCCCCUACCAGUUCUACCAGUACUUCUUCUCGAUUUCCGAUACAGACGUUGUCCGGUUCCUCAAAAUCUUAACCUUCCUCAGCAUCGACGAAAUUUCGCAAAUCGAGACCGAAAUGCGUGGCCCAAAUUAUGUACCGAAUUCCGCCCAGAGAAAGCUCGCAGAGGAGGUGACGCGUUUCGUCCAUGGCGAAGAAGGAUUGGAGGAAGCUAUGAAGGCCACUAUGGCAUUGAGGCCUGGUUCAGAAACGAAAUUGGAUUGGAAUAGUAUCGAGAGUAUAGCGGAGGAUGUGCCUUCGGUUUCUUUGGAGAAGGAUCGGGUUUUGAACCUAUCGCUUUUGGAUCUCUCUGUUUGUAGCGGCUUGCUCGAUAGUAAAUCGGCUGCGAGGCGAAUGCUGAAGCAAGGUGGGCUUUACUUGAACAAUAACAGAGUUGAUAGCGAGGGUAGGAGAAUCGAGAUUGACGAUAUUGUGGAUGGGAAAGUUAUUCUUUUAUCAGCCGGGAAGAAGAACAAGAUGAUUGUGAGGAUAUCUUGAUUAGCUUCUUAUGAGUUUUGAAUUUUUUUAAAGGUACGAUAUACUUUCUAUCAUCGGAAUCUGUGUUAGAUUUUUUUAUGGUGAAGAGAUAAUUCGGCUUGCCAGUGGAAAACGCAGUUCUUUCAUCACAUAAUCUUACGUUUCCCGUCAUGAAAAAAAUUGCCUAUACUUGGGUUUUUGGUGUCGA